Plectropomus leopardus (leopard coralgrouper) is the source of this 864-nucleotide messenger RNA. NCBI's taxonomy places the organism in Eukaryota, Metazoa, Chordata, Actinopteri, Perciformes, Serranidae. The record is from RefSeq and is a predicted model, not a curated record.
AUGACGGUCCACGGAGCGUUCCUCCAUCAGGGCUCCUUCUGCAGGAACUGGUUCAACCUGCUGGAUCUGCUGGUGGUCAGCGUGUCGCUGGUCUCCUUCUUCCUGCACUCGAGUGCGAUCUCGGUGGUGAAGAUCCUGCGAGUCCUGCGGGUGCUCCGCCCCCUGAGAGCCAUCAACAGAGCCAAAGGACUGAAGCAUGUGGUCCAGUGUGUGUUUGUGGCCAUCAGGACGAUCGGGAACAUCAUGAUCGUCACCACGCUGCUUCAGUUCAUGUUCGCCUGCAUCGGAGUGCAGCUGUUCAAGGGUAAAUUUUAUCGCUGCACAGAUGAAGCCAAACACACUCCUGAACAGUGCAAGGGUACCUUUGUGGUUUAUAAGGACGGGGACGUGAACCAGCCGAUGGUCAGGGAGCGGAUCUGGCAGAACAGCGACUUUAACUUUGAUAACGUGUUGAUGGGGAUGAUGGCGCUCUUCACCGUGUCCACCUUCGAAGGCUGGCCCGCGCUGCUGUAUAAAGCCAUCGAUGCCAACGGCGAGAACUCUGGUCCCAUCUACAACUACCGCGUGGAGAUCUCCAUCUUCUUCAUCGUCUACAUCAUCAUCAUCGCCUUCUUCAUGAUGAACAUCUUCGUGGGCUUCGUCAUCAUCACCUUCAGAGAGCAGGGCGAGCAGGAGUACAAGAACUGUGAGCUGGACAAGAACCAGCGUCAGUGUGUGGAGUACGCUCUGAAGGCUCAGCCGCUGAAACUUUACAUCCCGAAGAAUCCGGUUCAGUACAAGUUCUGGUCCAUCAUCAACUCCACAGGAUUUGAGUACGUCAUGUUCGUCCUCAUCUUGCUCAACACCGUCACGCUGGCUGUUCAG